GACGGGAGAGAGGAGAGAGAAGGAGGUAGGGAGGAAGUAUAAGAACUUUUGCACGAGUGGCCACCUUAUACGGCGGCGACCCGGGCAUCUAAAUAUAAAGGUGGCCGCCGUUGCGACGCUCCUUUCUGUCUGAUGCGAAAGCGCGCAUCCGAGAGCGCGUCUCGAGAAUCUUUCCUUUCAACUUUUAUUACGCGCACUUAUACUUAUUUACUUAUUUAGACGCUAUAGAAAAAGAUAUCGCAAAAUGGCGAAAUCAAGAGAAUAAUAAUUUAUUCUCGGAGACAUCCAAUGAUGAAAGAAGCAACUGUCCGAGUUGUCUCGGUACUCUCCGGCUUUUGUAAAUUUUCGCGUGCAAUAUGAAAAAUUCACUCCUCUUUAGAUAAGGAUUGUUCAUUUGUUUCGUCUAUAGAUCUAAAUUACAAGCUCAAACUUUGAUAAGCUCGGAGCUCUCGAGGCUCAAAGUUCCUUUGGCUAACGAAGAGUUACAGCCCGGGAUCGGUGUACGCUUCUUAAACCUCAAGACGAGCGUAUAUUUAGACGUCGCCGAUCAUAGACACUGAAUGAACGACCUUUACGUUGCUCGAACUUUGCCAUUGGUUUGCUAACAAUCGCCUGUGCUUUAACCUGCGUUCCUACUCUAUAUAUGGUUGCGAGAUUACUCGAUUAGAAAAUAAAUAAAUAAAUGUCCAUCCAACGUGAUAAUAAGAAAAAUGCAUCGCUUUUUUCUCCUUCUUUUUUCUUUCAUUCUUCGUUCCAUUCUUAUCUUCUGACCGCUUUUAACAUCUCUCGUCGACUCGAAUAAGGUAUUAACAAUUCGAUCGUACGUAUCUUACGGUCGAUAAUGUCAGGUUUGCGUUUACAAAAAAGGACGCGUAGUAGCGAGAUUAAUGAAAACGUAUAUAUGUACAUAUAUAUAUAUAUAAUUGAAAACAAAUUUUCUUUUAAUUAAAAAAAUAAAUAAAAAAGUGAUAAAGGAAAAUCGAGGAAAGAAGGAAUAAGAAUGCGUGGCGGACGAAAUUUUGCGAGCAACGGAGAGGGGUGUCUUCGGGGUAGUACGACGGUAGUAACGAUGCCAGUUCUUCGCAAGCGAGUUGGGCUCGAACUCGAGCGUCGCGAGAGUGAGAGAAGCUACCAGCAGCCUGGCUCAUCUUGUAGUGUCUAGUUUAACGAGAUGACGGGCUCGUGGCUGAGACCCGCGUUUUUCGUGGGCCUGAGUUUUCUAGCCAUUGCCUUGCAGGGAGUGCAAUGCGAAGAAGAGCUAGAAUCGAUACCACCGGAAGACCUUUGCCGGCCUUACAUCGAGAAGGCACUCAAGGAUCUCGGCACAGGAUCUUUGGAGCAGACCAGUGCAGAGGCCGAUAAUGUCGACGACGAGGAGGGACGCGGAGAAGAAGCGUUGGCUGUCAGUGAGGAGGUCGAUGAGUCGAUAGAGAAGGAUGUUUCGAGAGCAGAUCGACCGGAGGACAUGGAAGAAACCGAUAACGUCGAAGAGGCAGAAGGAAAAGAAGAAAAGGAAGAUGUUUCUGGAGAGACCGAUGAGAUCGGUGUAGAAGAGAUUUCAGAAGGGGAAACUGAGGAUGAAUCGAUCGAAGCCUCUGACAAGGACGAUCAAACGGACGAAGCUCUUAAGGACGAGAGUAACGAGGAGAUAAAAGAAGACGAAAGCGAGGCGAAGGAAGAAAAAGAAGUAGCAGAAGAAGAAGAAGAAGAAGAAGAAAAAGAGGAAUCCGUUGAACCGAGAGAGGAAGAAAAGGAUCGAUCCAAGGAAGAAACGGGUAGCGAGGAAGAAGAGCAAAGGUCUGCCGAAGAAGAGGCGAUUCGAUUAGACGAUGACGACUUGACCGCGGUCACAGAGUCGUCCGAAGAAGGUGCAAAGGCCGACGAUAUAUCCGAGGAGGAGAUCCAAACGAGCGAUGCAAGUGCGUCUGUUAGCGAAAAUGAAAUCGAAGGGAAAGAGGAAAGUGCCGAAAAUUUAGAGACGUCGCAAAGGGAGAAAGAAGAGACAGACGACGAGAGUGAUCGAGAAGCCGAUGCUGACGAGGAAGAAAGUUCUUUGGAAGAUGACAAGGCGGAUGAAGCGACGCGAGACGAUGAAUUAUCGAAAGAAGCGAGCGAGGAAGCGAGCGAACCAAACGACGAUGAUAAAUCUGACAAUGAUAAGGACAAUGACAAACGCGACGCAGACGAUUACGAGGAAAAGGUCGAGAGAGUAGAGAAAGAAAGGCGUGAAAACGAGGAGGAAGACGGUCGAGCGAGCGAAGAAAAGGACGAGAUCGGGUUAGAGACAACGAUUAUAUCCGAAGAAGCGGUGGAAAAGGAAGAAGAAGAGAGCGAAGAGAAAAGUCCGAAAUGGCAAGGGGAAGAAGAGGGAGAAGGAGAGAAGGAAGGUACGUCUCGUAGCAGACGAGAAGCUUACGACGAUGAAAACGACGAAAGACCGUUAGAAACCCCUCCAGAGGAUAAAGGCGAAGAGGACGAAGAAGCAAAAGUUCAAAGCGAGGAAGAACCGAGCCCCGAGGAGGAUUUGAUUCGAGAAAUACAAGUGCCGGAAAAUCUUCGACCGCGCGAUCACAUCAACCAAUUGUUAAAAUUAGACGAGGAAAACGAGGAAAAGGAACGUGCCAUACAGAAAGUUUCCGACAUUGUCUUGAGAGAUUUGAAGAAGCUCUACGAUAACGCGAUUCAACCUUUAGAAACGCUCUACAAGUACAGAGAUCUCAGUAACAGACACUUUGGCGAUCCCGAGAUAUUUUCCAAACCACUGGUACUCUUCAUGGGUCCUUGGAGCGGUGGCAAAUCUUCCAUCAUCAAUUAUUUAUUGGACAUAGAGUAUACGACGACCGCGUUGCGGACAGGAGCCGAACCCUCUCCCGCAUAUUUCAACAUCCUAAUGUACGGCGAAGAAGAAGAGGUCCUAGAUGGUACGCAAUUGGCCGCCGAUUGGACUUUUUCUGGAUUACAAAAGUUUGGCCAAGGGAUGUUGGAUCGUCUUAGAGGGCUGCGCUUCGAUAAUAAGUUACUCGAGAAGGUCAAUAUCGUCGAGAUACCUGGCAUCUUAGAGAUACGCAAACAAGUUCAAAGAUUGUUUCCGUUCAACGACGCGUGCCAGUGGUUCAUCGACAGAGCAGACAUUAUUUUCCUAGUCUACGACCCCUCGAAAUUAGACGUUGGACCCGAAACAGAAGCGAUUUUGGAUCAACUUAAAGGCCGUGAAUAUCAAACACGAAUUAUUCUCAAUAAAGCUGAUCAAGUCAAACCGGAAGAACUUAUGAGAGUGCAAGGUGCACUCAUUUGGAAUAUAUCUCCGUUAAUGUCUAGCGCUGAACCACCGAUAAUGUAUUCCACCUCCCUAUGGUCUUUACCUUACGAAACUGGCGCACCUACCAGGCUACUGUACGCGCAAGAGCGCGCCUUCCUUCGAGAUUUGCGUUCUGCCAUUGACAAAAGAGUCGAACAUAAAAUAGCUAGCGCUAGGAGAUUUGCUGUUCGCGUACGAAAUCAUGCAAAGAUGGUAGAUUGCUACUUAACGACAUAUUAUAAUCAUAAAACCUUUUUCGGAAAUAAGAAAGAGAUUAGUGACAAGAUCGUUGAAAAUCCUCAAGAUUAUCAUAUUUACGAAGGCUUGAGCACUCUUACCAAUAUAUCACGUUAUGAUCUUCCCGAUCCAGACGUUUAUCGAGAUUUCUUUCGAUUAAAUCCUUUAUACGAUUUUCAGCUUUUAAGUUCAACUUGCACUUAUUUCCGCGGUUGUCCUAUAAAUAGACUUGACGUUGCUAUUGCAUAUGAUCUGCCAGAACUUGUUGGAAAAUAUAAGAAAUCUGUAGAAGUGGUGAUGCAUGAGAACGAGGCUAGUAGCCCAUCCAGUUGAGUACAAAUGCAUCUUCUAAAUGAAAUUCUUUCUACCAUGUAGAGUACAGAAUAAUGGCUUAUUUUCCUUUUACUCUACGUCCGAAUAGAUAAAAUGAUAAAUUAAGAUGAUUGUGCACAAAUACAGUAUUUUUCACAACGACAGGAGAAAUCUCCUCCCAUAAUUAUGAAUUUAACGACCUACUGCAACAAUUGGGAGUAGACUGUGCUCGAGCAUUGUGCUGGGAUAAAGUUGAGUCAUUGUAUGAAGUUAUAUACGAUCGAAAUGCACAUCACUGUACAUUCUCUAUAAAGAAAAUGGAUAACGAGAGAGAGAGAGAGAGAGAGAGAGAGAGAGAGAGAGAGAGAGAGAGAGAGAGAGAGAGAGAGAGAGAGAGAGAGAGAGAGAGAGAAUGAGAGAGAGAGAGAGAGAGAGAUAUUUUAAGCAAGCAUCGAUGCUGCAAACAAAUGUGUUUUCAAAGCCACAAGAUUCAUAAUUUAUGAAGAUAAUUUAUAAUUAUCCCAACAUAUUUUUCAUUUCGAUUUGUUUAGAGUGAUCUCAGCAGUUAAAUUACUAACUUGCGAAUAUCUCAAACAAUCUCCUCUUUUAAAAUUAUGCUUGCACCUGGAAGAUAAUGCGAGUGUUAUCAUUCCGAUAUAAAAUGAACAGUAAAAGUUUUCCUUGAAUGUGUUCUAACAUUAAAUUAUCCAUCAUCAGAUUAGCAGAUGCACAUUUCAUAAUUUCAACAAAUGUCCUAUCAACAAUUUAAAACAAGUAUAUAUACGUAGUGAAUUAAAUAAAAAGGCAGACGAUUUAACUUAAGAGUGCAUAGUACAGUGAAUGCAGUGAACUGUAUGCAUUAAAAAAAGGAAAAAAAAAAGAUACUAAACUAUGAGCAAUCUAUCUACUAAAAUUUGUUCAUAAUAUUUAAUAAAGAAUAUAAUUCAUUACAUAUAAAUAAUAAUAUUGAAAUAUUUCCAUUAUAAAAAAGAAAAGAAAAAAAAAAAAGAAAGAAGACAAAUAAAAACAAAAAACUAAGAACUAUCUUUUAUUCAAAUUUUAAUUGUAUAUCUUAUAUAAAAAAAAAAUUGUAUCUUAUUUAAAAAAAAAGAAAAAAGACACAGACAGACAGACAGACAGACAGACAGACAGACAGACAGAGAGAGAGAGAAAGAGAGAGAAAAGGAAAGCAAAAAAACCAAUGUCUGCAAUUAAAAACAAAAGAUAGCAUGUUACAUUUCCAUAUAUCUUCAUCUCAUUAUUUCAUAUUGCAUAGUUCUCAUAUUUUACAUAAUGCUAAAAUGAUUGUUAUUUAGUUUAUUUACAUAUUUUUCAUUGUAUGCAUUUUAUAUGUAAGAAAUCUAGAAUGAUUGAGAUACUGCUUCGAAAUUAAUGAUCGGUCGUUACCAUCUUUAUCCUUACCCAUUUGAUAAAUUUUAAGUCAUUUGUUGGUGUCAUAUUGACACAUAAUCAUACAAACCAUUGACUUAUUGUUAAUACAAAUUGUUGGUGUUGUUAUGAUAAUGAUUACGAUUAUGAUUAUGAUAAUGAUUAUGAUUAUGGUAAUGAUAAUAAUUAUUAUUGGUACUACUGCACUAUUACAUUAGAGAAACAGCAAUAGUAAUGGCAAUGGUAACAAUAACUACUACUACUACAAAUACCACUACUAUUGCAGCUACUAUUUGCAGUUACUACUGCUGAUACUAGUAGUACUAUUAUUGUCGUUAAUAUUAAUAUUACUGUUAUAUUAUUUCAGUUGUUGUUAUAGAUAUUACUGUUCCAUAUUAUAAGAUGCAUCAGAUAAAUUAGAUGACUUAUUUUGCAAAAAUAAAUAUUUAUUUCUAAACAUUCA
This is a messenger RNA of Vespula vulgaris, 5699 nucleotides long. RefSeq names its product sarcalumenin. Bases 1172 to 3868 code for a protein of 898 amino acids. Gene Ontology annotation, molecular function: GTP binding. The record is from RefSeq and is a predicted model, not a curated record. The transcript is spliced from 11 exons. NCBI's taxonomy places the organism in Eukaryota, Metazoa, Arthropoda, Insecta, Hymenoptera, Vespidae.